AGGGUCAUGUUGGGAGGUAUGCCCAUAGUACAGCGGAGUGUGUAGCGUACCAGUGUAUACACUCACUGUAUAGUGGGUUGCUUGUAAUUAAUGACUGACGUGUGCUCCUAGUCCUACAACAGCUGUACUGCCCCCAUCUCGCCGCCGCAGCAGCAUCAGGAGGAGGAGCUGUGGGAGGAGGCAGCACAGAGACAGACACCGCCCGGCCGGGAACACCCGAUAGAGACCUGGGGAGGAUUCCUGACUGAGAUUACCCGACCGACCCUGGGACACAGACGUGACAGGGCGCCCAGGACCGACGGGCCCAAUCCCCACACCGUGACCGGGCCGCUAGGCCCCAUAGAUAGCACAGUGCCUGCAGCUCAUUGCUGACUGCCAGUGAUCAGAUGACGCUGCCCCCUACACCCUGACCUCCCCUGUCACCUUGCCCUGCUCGCUCUUGCUGCCUGUGCCCCUGCACUGGCCCUUACAAUGACGUCUGCCUCCAGGACCCUCCAGCAGUGGUGCUCUCUCCAGUGCCAGGGUUACCCCGACGUCCGGAUCUCUGACCUCAGCUCUUCUUUCCGUGAUGGGCUGGCCUUCUGCGCUCUUAUCCACCGCCACAGACCCGAUCUCAUAGACUUCGAUUCCCUUUCGAAAGAAAAUGUCUUCGAGAACAACCGCCUGGCAUUUCAGGUGGCAGAACAUGAGCUGGGGAUCCCAGCAUUGCUCGAUGCAGAAGACAUGGUGUCUAUGAAAGUGCCAGACCGUCUCAGCAUCAUGACCUAUGUAUCCCAGUACUACAACCAUUUCCGCAACUCCAAUCCAGCUGGAGUUCCGCAGAUAACACAGACCUCCCCAUCGGAAACUGAAAACAGUCAAAAUACAGUUCCCCAGGAAAAUCAGGAUACCACCAAUGCUGCCACAGUUACCACCAAUGCUGCCAGUCGUGCAGCUUUGAGCAGCACCUGUGCCUUAUGCCAGCAACAUGUACACCUUGUACAGAGGUACCUAGUAGAGGGAAAGCUCUACCACCGGCAGUGCUUCAGGUGUAAGGAAUGCUCCAGCACUCUGCUUCCUGGUUCAUACCGUCCUGGUCCUGACACUGGCACAUUUGUGUGUACUCACCACUAUCCGCCUCGGACAGGUAUUAGUAGUCCUGAGUCUGCCGAUGAAAGUUCUGUGCAAAACAAAGUCCAACCCCCUUCCAAGCCGCGCACUCCACCAAAACCUCCACUUCCCAACAAACCUCAGAAAGACCUUGAAGCUGACGGUGUGCCAGAUAACCGACCAGUGCCAACACCUAGGAGGAUAAGUGAUGUGGUCCCUCAGCCUCUACCACGAGCACGGGCAGCAGCUGGGCACAGUCCAGCAAGACCAAUAAGUAUUACUAAUGGUUCACAGCAUGCACUAACUCCACCUGUCCCUAAGCCAAGAGGCAGACAGAAGUCUUCUGAGGGGGAGGAUGAAGGAAGACCUCAUAAAGAUCCCCCUUGGAUUUCCUUGGUGCCUGCCACGGAUGUGAAAAAACGAGCUGCCCCACCACCUCCAUCCACACUACAGAAGCAGGAUGAUGUAGAAAAGAACAACAUGUCAACAGAAGAUAUAGCGAACCACAGUCCAUCACAGUCCAAGCAAUACAACCCUUUUGAGGAAGAGGACGAAGGAGAAGGAAGUGAGAAUACUUUAAAGCCAGGCCAUCCGUGGUAUGGAAUCACCCCAACCAGCAGCCCUAAGGCACACAAAAGGCCAGCACCCAAAGCACCAAAUGCUUCUCCAUUGGCUCAUCACUCUGGUCUUCUAGCCUCCCGCCUUUCACACUCAGAGCCUCCUUCAGGAAGCCCUUCCCCAGCUCUAAGCACAGAGAGCCUUCCCACAGAACCCGCCGCAAGGGGCCACGAGUUAGGGAGUGUUGCGAAAAGUUCCUCUGAGCCAACCAUUCACUCACCCACCACAUCUGGACCACCAAAUCAGGAGAGCCCAGACUUCCUUAGCCAUUCCACAAAUAGCCAUGAUCCCAGUAAUCUAUCCACCAACACCAGCUUCUCCUCAUCCAGCGACCUCGCCAAUACAAGUGAAGUGCAGGGAAGUCUGUCCCCAGCAAAGAGAGACUCUUCCUGUGAUAGUCUGAGGACUAGUCCCUGCCGACCAGCCCCACAACCACCUGAUCCAGACCUAACAACACCUUCUCCAGAAAUCAAACAUAAAGCAAAGGCUCUAUGCAAAGAGAACCCCUUUAACAGAAAGUCCUCCCCAGUUACUUCUCCGACCAACAGGAAGACAAAGAAAGGACCCAAACCGGCACGUCCGCCUGCCCCAGGGCAUGGGUUCCCUCUUAUCAAACGCAAGGUUCAAGCUGAUGACUACAUUCCAGAAGAUGAGAUUCAGAUGGAGAUGGAGGCCAUUGAGUUGCGGCUCGAUGAACUGGAGAGGCGUGGAGUGGAGCUUGAGCACAAGCUGCGCAGGCUGGAGGACGAGACGGACGAGGACAGUUUGUUGGUGGAUUGGUUCAAACUGAUCCAAGAGAAGCACACCCUGGUGCGCAGAGAAUCGGAGCUUGUCUACACCACCAAACAGCAGAGUCUGGAGCAACGUCAGGCGGAUGUGGAGUAUGAGCUUCGCUGCCUCCUGAAUAAACCAGAGAAAGACUGGCUGGACGAAGACAAGGAGCGAGAGCAGGUACUAAUGCAAGAGCUGGUGACUCUCAUUGAGCAGAGAAACGCUAUUGUCAAGUGCCUUGAUGAAGACAGGCAAAGGGAGGAGGAAGAAGACAAGUUAAUAGAAGCAAUGAUCCAAAAGAAAGAUUUUCACACAGAUCCUCAUAAGAAGAAGAAAGGAAAAUUCAAGCACAUGAAGGUUCUCAAGCUCCUUUCUCCAAAACAAGAUGCAAAAGCUAAGAGCCCAAAGGACAAAAACCGAGAGCAAUUGGGUGGGGCCAAGAGGUAGAUCCGGACUGAAGUGUGGAUGGACCACCUAUACCUGUCCAUAAAUGACUAUACUGGCUAUCUCCUGAUGCACAGUACAGGAGUCUGUAUAGAUACAAUAUGACUUGCUGCAAGCCACCUCCAAAAAGUUUAUCCUGCAUUGAAACAUUUAAGUUGACAUAAGUGACCGAUAAGAUGUCAAUUUUCUAGAUCUACUGAAGGGAGUUGCUAACUCAAUGGCUGUGAAAAACCGCGUAUUCACUCAAUAUAUCUCACCACAAUUUAUCAAGUAGUACUUGAAGGCUAGCGAUUCGGCACCAGAUAAUAAUCUGGUGUUAUCUGAGGAUCUUCUGUGCUCUCCAGCAGCUCUUGGGUUCUUAAUCAGUCUGCCCAAGAGUUAAUUAGCACUGCUUAGUUAAUGUUUUUUUUUAUUUUCCAUUGAAAUUGUUAAAUCUUUUCUAUAAUUGCAUAAACAUAUUCAAAUAGUCUGGGUUCCCUGCUUAGGAAAACACUUGCCUAAAUGCAAAAGUCAAAUCUAAUUCUUGUAUUUUUAUAGCAACUUGUUCAUAUGACUCCCAGUCAACUCCUCUGCUUGUAAAAAAAUCUUUUCUGAAAUCAAGAUAGAUCCUUUAGGUCCUGCAGCUGCCAGGAAUUGGUCUUAUAACAGAACUUAGAGAGUUAUCUUUUGCUGCUUAUGCUGGGUGUACAUUAUACAAUUAUCUGGGCAAUCUGCCUAAUAUCUGUGGAUCUCCCAGAUUAUUGCAUUUUGUGUGCGCGCAACCUCUCUGCAAAUAUUGAUCUGUCGAACAUGCCAAAUCGUCCAGGAUGUCCGUCUGAUGCGCUCUUUUAAAGUUGCAAGUUGGCCACAUCAGGCAGUGUAUGUACUGCUGCAGCUGACCAAAGGACAUUUCCCCUGUUGUUUCACAGCGGAGGAACAGGGAAAUGUCUCCACCCAGAGGAGGAACCUAGAUAUCAUGUGGCCAUACACUGGGGCAGAUGUAUUAACCUGGAGAAGGCAUAAGGAAGUGAUAAACCAGUGAUAUGUGCAAGGUGAUAAAGGCACCAGCCAAUCAGAUCCUAACUGUUAAUUUACAUAUUAGAACCGAUUGGCUGGUGCGUUUAUCACCUUGCACUUAUCACUUCCUUAUGCCUUCUCCAGGUUAAUACAUCUUCCCCACUGUGCUAUAUUUCACAGAGGGCAGAUGUAUUAUGCAAGUGCAAGGUGAUAACGCACCAGCCAAUCAGCUCCAAUAUGUAAAUUGAUAGUUAGGAGCUGAUUGGCUGGUGUGUUAUCCCCUUGCACUUAUAACUGCUUUAUCACUUCUCCAGGCUUAAUAAUUAAUGCACAGUGUAUGCCCGUGAUAUCUGCUGGAUGUCAGGCUGUCAGAUAAAAUGUCUGUCUGUCUGCCUGUCAUUACUAAGUAUGGCUUUUAAGGAGAGUCUACUAAUGCCUUUUUAGCAGAGAACACCGUAGAUCAACAUUCCUUACAUUUCUUUACAAACUUUUAACAGAUAUUAUUUAUGAGUUAUUCUUUUUAACCCUUGUGCUACCAGUAUAUGACCAAAUUGAUGAAAAUACAUUAAUUGAAUUGUUCACAUUCCCUUCUGUUCCUUGCGAGACUUUUAUCAUCUAAUAUUUCAUUUUCUGGUGUAUUCUUUAAUAUGACUUGCAGCAAUGGAGCUAUGCAGGAUUAGCCCUAUGCAGCUGGCAGCCACCCAAAAUAAAGAGUACUGUAGGUCCCGAGUGACAGGAUGUAUAGAAGAAACCCAAGCAUUGGUAUAUUGCUUCCCUCCAUGUUUUAAAAUUCCUGCAUUGUCACAAGGUGUUACAGCCUUAAUAGAAACUGUACAACUGUGUGGUUUUACCAAUAAGUGCCACGUUUCAUUUUUACUUUUAUCUCUGUAUUGAGAUUUUUGUUACUAUGUUCUUGCUGUGCCAGAACAAAUCAUGCGGAUUACUGUCUAGCAAAGGCUGCCUAUGUGGAAAUAUUUAUGGCUGUUUUAAUUAUAGGUUAUGGAGCCAAAUGAAUAAUUAAUGUCCUGUAAUGGUAUUUGUAGCAGAUCUGCACAAGGAUGGAUUCUCACUGUGACAGCAAAACAAUUGGCUAAAUGUGAACUUUUGCUCUGUGAGCACAUCAUCUUUAGCCACUAGGAUCUAUGCUUACUAUAUUCCUAUAUCCUCUCCAGUGUUGAUGAUAAAGGGGUUAAUGACCAUUUAAACAUAGAAAAAAAUAAAUAAAAAUCUGACUCCACAGUAUAUUGCAUUUCUCAGAAAACAGACCAAUGCUUGACUAUUAAAUAUGUUUUAAGAGUUGAAAAUGCACCUUUUUUAAACAGGGGAAACUGGUACCUCGAUACUUUGACUAUGUAGUGCCAAACUUAUGUAGUAUGUUCUAAACUAAUAUUAACUUGUCCUAUCUUUGACAAUAGCUGUCCUGGAUGGUAAAGGUUAUCUGUGCCAGUGCCAUUGGUAUGCUAAAGGAAAGUCAUCUGACUUCUUGUCUGCAAUUCCGGCUUUUUAAGUCACUUUGUAAGUGCAACCAAUGGGGCAGAUGUAUUAAGCCUGGGGAAGGCGUAAAGCAGUGAUAAGUUCAAGGUGAUAACGCACCAGGCAAUCGGCUCAUAAAUGUCAAUUUACAUAUUGGAGCUGAUUGGCUGGUGCGUUAUCACCUUGCACUUAUCACUUCUUUAUGCCUUCUUUAAGGGGGGUACACACGGAGAGAUCUGUGCUUAAAAUCUAAGCAAUCUUGCUAGAUUGCUUAGAUUUUAAGCACGGAUCUGCCGUGUGUAUGCCCUCCAGCGAUAGCGAUGCGCGGCCCCGCGCAUCGCUAUCGCCGAUGCUAGAUUGAGCUGCAUGCAGGCUCAAUCUAGCGGGUCGCUCACUUCACCGUUGUGUGAAGUGAGCGGCCCCCCGUCGGCAUUCCCCCUCGCUCAGCACAUCGCGCUGUGCUGAGCGGGGUGAGAGAUGUGUGCUGAGCGGUCUGUGUUAAGAUCGCUCAGCACACAUCUCUCCCGUGAGUACCCCCCUUUAGGAUUAAUACAUCUGCCCCAAUGCUUGAUAUGAUAAACCAUCAUCUCUACUGUCACCGACAGUGUCCAAUGGCGCCCCUGCCUUUCACCACCUUGUGGUUACACACCAAGCCUGGCACGUAUCACUGUUACACUGUUCUUGCUUCGUAGUGCCUGUCUGUGUUUAUUUUUUUAUAAUAAUUAAAUUAUUGCACUGUUUAUAACUGUUUGGAAAAAAACCUUCUGUAUCAGAAUAAAAUAAAGGGGCAAUAUAAUAA
Molecule: messenger RNA, 6190 nt
Organism: Pseudophryne corroboree (corroboree frog)
Lineage: Eukaryota; Metazoa; Chordata; Amphibia; Anura; Myobatrachidae
Gene: MICALL1
Product: MICAL like 1
Exons: 16
Coding region: 472-2925 (817 amino acids)
Molecular function (GO): protein binding
Source: RefSeq, a predicted model, not a curated record